AAAAUGUAUUAGGAAGGCCUCAAUCAUGCUAAGAGAGCAUGUGGUUCACAAAAAAGAAGGGUGGGGUAUUUGAUUACAAUCAAACAUGGUACCAAGGUCAUGUGGGAUGGUUCCCAAAUGAUCCCAUUUAAUUUGGGGUCCAAAAUAUCUACCAAUACUUCCAAAAAUGAGAAGAUGGGUCCUAUUGUUUUAUCUUUGUCAAAAGAUGUCUUUUUUUGUACUCAUUCUAACUUAUUUAGAGCAAGUCAACUUCCUAAAUCACAUUAUUGAUCUCCAAUAUGUGUAGGCUCAUCCCAAUAAUUUACACGAUGAAAAUUACAAAAGAAUGCGGGUUUGAACAAUACAAUAUUCAAUCAUGUACUUCGUAAAAUAUUAAUCGUUUCUUCCAUUGCUUUGAAAUCGGAAAUUCAAUACAUCACUUUUGAAUUUUUAAAUCGAAUUUUCAAGGACGUUCGGGUGCGGUGUCACACUGCUGAUAAUAUUUAUAUUCUCAUUGAGCGUAUUUUAAUUGAGUAUAAUUUGAUUGAUAAGGUGUUUGGUUUUGAUAAUGCUAGUAAUAAUACUGCUGUUAUACCUAGAUUGCGUGAAUUGUGUGGUGCUUCUACAUUGAUGAGUAGGUUUUUUCAUCAACGUUGUGCAUGUCAUAUUCUAAAUUUGUGUGUACAAGAUGGGUUAGCGGCAUUAGGAGAUGCUUUGGAGGUAGUGAAGGGGGGAAUUAAGGGAGUGUUUGAGAUUGCUUCAACUUUAAAAAAGUGAUUUUUUAAAGUGAUUUUGGGAAAAGUGAUUAAUAGUAAAAGUUGGUAGUGUUUGACAAAAAAAGUGAUUCUGAAAAAGUAAAAGUUGGUAGUGGUUGGUAAAAUAAUUACUUUUUGUGUAAUAGAAAAAGUGAGAAGCAGUUUAAAGCGCCCUUCUACCUGCUUCCAGCUUUUAGCUUUUAAGUGAUUAAAUUAAGCAGAAGCUAUCAUUUGAAAACACUCUUUUCAACUUUUUUUAAGCCAAAAGCUGAAAAGCGCUUUUUUUAAUCAAUCCCAAACACUCCUUAAAUUGAUUUGAGCUAACACUCCACUAAAAAUGCAAUGACGGCAAUAUUUGAAGGAUAGACGUGUCAAUUAUUGUGCUUUUCCUAAAGAUUUGUCUAUUCAUUGGAAUAGUACUUAUAACUUAAUUCAAGUACUUAUUAGAUAUAAAGAUCAUUUUCCUGCUUUUUUAAGACAAUCUUAUAACUAUAUUAUAAACCCGGCUGACAUCGACACUUGUGAAAAAAUUGUUAAUGUUUUGGUAUAUUUUAAUAACGCAACUCAAACUUUUAGUCAUAUUUAUAAACCUACCGCAAACAAUUUUUUUGUUGAAACUGUUAAUCUCACCGGCGCUUUUUGUGAAUUUUCCGAUGCCGCUUACGUUAGUUAUUUUUGUGAUUCAUGAAACAAAAGUUUUUAAAAUAUUAUUCACAUAUUCCGCAUAUAUAUGGUAUUGCAUUUGUUCCUGAUCCUCGUUAUAAACUUGCUUACUUGGGAACUUGUAUAGAUUACUAUUAUGUUUUUUUUUUCAACUCAAGAGUUCGAUGAUAAUCCCAUCGACCCUAAACAAGAAUACAACGAGGUUAGUAAUUUAUUUCAUCAAUUGUAUAAUGAAUUUCAUGCACAAUAUGGUAAUGCACCCCCUCCCAUGCCGCGAACAUCUUCUUCAUCUAAAGGAAAAUCACUUUUAAAAUCUACAUUUGGUUCUCUAUUGAAAAAAAGUAGAGCAACUCCCGCUACUGAACAAAGCUCAGUUAACGAGCUUUCUUUGUAUCUAACAUUGAAUGUUGAUUAUGAAGUUGGGGAUGACUUUGACGUUCUUAAGUGGUGGAAGGAAAAUGAAAGAACGUUCCCGAUUUUAUCAAUGCCGAUAUCAACAGUUGCCGUGGAACAAGAAUUUUGUGCGGCUGGCAACGUCCGAACCGAUUAUAGAACGAGGUUGAGCCCGAGCUCUCUUGAGACGCUAGUUUGCUUCCACGAUUGGUUGAAGGCCCAACGAAGAACUCAAGAAAUGACCAUCGCUCCCACCCGCCACUUUAUGGAGGAAACAACCACCGAAGGCGGAGAUUCCGAUUGAUUUUUUAUUACAAAAUGUAUUACAUUUAUUAAAUUCGUCCUAAUUCUCAAUUGUACUUCUUAUUUGUAAUAAAUAUAUGAAAUACUAAAAGACGAAGGGUUAGAGGGUCUGGCGAUUCUGGCCACUCAUCGGGAGUCCGGCGUUAAAGCCGGCGAUAGAACUGAGACCACAGCCGCCGGAGCAGGGAUUUCAAUUCUUUUCGGUUCUUUCGUCACACCUAUAGCCGAGACUGACCAACAACGCACAAAUGCGACCUCAGACUUCCAGGCUAAAAAGGGGAUCUGCCAUGGAUCUACAUUCGAGGAAGGGACUGCAAUAGGACGACCAGCUACUCGACCGGAACUAGACGGGACCUCACCAAACCCAAAUACCCAACGAUGGAGACAGGAUAUCAAUAGAUCCCGAGUAGGCCUCAAACCAUCGACGAUGCACUGGGAACGGCGUCUGUCAGCUCGGGGGUCUGGGAACCACUAUUGGAGAAGCAUAGAUGCAGGCCAUCCAUGGAGAAGAUAUGAUCAUCCAAGCAUGAAGUUUUCCAUUACACAGUCCCGACGAGCAUCAUCGACUGUAGAGCAACGAGUCAGGGGGAUUCCUUCUCACGAGAGGCGCAGGACAGAUGCUCGUGAUGCAAACCAUCGAUGGAGAGGCUGCGGAGGACAGAGUAAGAAGUUUCCUCAAUCCCGGCUAGCUCUAGUUGGGCGAGAUGUACAUCAUCGCAGGAGGACUCCAAUUGCACACAGGCAGCGCAAGACAGAUUUCAACUACAGGGGGAGCCAAUCAGCUGUGGAGUACACAGAUUUAUGUGGUAAUUCUCUCCAUCAACCUGGGAGGUUAAAAAACUGUUCUGAUGGAUUUAUUGAAAGUAAAUAUUUUUCCUUUCAAGCAUCAGAUUCACACAUUCGCAUUACAGAAACAAAACAUGGGUUAUUUUCUAGUAUUGAUUUUGAUAGUGAUGGUGCCAUUUGGUUGAUUAAAUGUUUGCCAAAGCUUCGAUCUGGAAAAGUCAUAUCAAGAAUAGUUUUAAGCAAAUGCAUCACUCUUCUUUUGGAUGGCAAUCAUUUUGGGGGAUAUGUAAGAAUUUUUUCAGGCUCAGACUCUAUCUUCAUACCGGAAGGUAAAAAUGGGGUUGGUAUCACUAGGUUCAUUGCAGGUCUUUCACGGGCUAUCUCUACAAUCACGGAAUCAGCUCCUAAGCAGGAACAUUCGCGAACUGUCGAACAAAAUCCAAAUGGGACUUUUUCUACAGAUGUUGAAAUCAUCAACGAUGUCAUUAAGCGCAUGGAUUGCUAUUCUAUGGAGACCAAGGAGCUUACUAUUUCAGAUGUCCUAGUGCAUGCUGAUUCAGUACUUUCUGGGAGAACUCACAACACUUUGGGCAUUUCUCAUACAAUCUCAUCUUUUGAUCCUUCUCAUUUUUGUUCCGUGUUAGAUCAUUCUAUUUCAGAGCUGAAAUCAUUUCUUCAGGAUAUUAUGAACUCGAGUGUGACCAAUUUGACAACUUUCCUUUCCAAGGAGUAUGAGCGUAUUAUGACACAACAUCAUGAGAGUAAAAAAUAUGAGGAUGGGCUUGCCAUUGAGCAAAGCAAGGAUGGAAAUGGGGGCGCUCAGUCAGAAGAAAUCAAAGAAAACACAGUAUAUACGGAGCGGCGCUUUGAACACUCGGAUUUUUCAGAUUGUGAUAUUCUGGAGCAUGGCUCCUCAAGGGGAAUUGGAGAGUAUGUUGAUUCAGAUUUCGGGGAUACAUAUCUUGGACACACUUCAGAUAACGAAAAGCGGACUCCUAUAUCAACGGUAGAUGAUUUAUGGGAUUUUGACACUAAUCAGAAUAUUUGUAAUAAAGCAUUACUUGUCACAAGGGAUAACUGUUUGCCUACAAGUAAUCUGAAUCUGCAAAUGAAAACUUACAAAAAGAGGACUCCACAUUCACAUCGUAUGAAAACACGAUCUCAAACUCGCAAGGAGCGUUGAUGUUGAUAAAGG
Messenger RNA from Cuscuta epithymum, 4074 nucleotides. NCBI's taxonomy places the organism in Eukaryota, Viridiplantae, Streptophyta, Magnoliopsida, Solanales, Convolvulaceae. The record is from the annotation of a GenBank genome assembly.